GCCCGCAUCUGCCACCGCAGUCCGCUUGUCGUCGCCUGCGCCCCUGUACCCUAGGUCUGGAGAAGAACCCGCCCCGGGAAAGAAGCUAGGCCGGGUCCGCAACAUCAGCCAUCGCCUCGCACAAAGCAGCGCAGCUCCGGGACAGCCGAGAACCACACAGCACCACCCGGCAGCAGCGCGGCGACACUCCGUGCAUCGUAUGCCCCUGCGCCCCUGCCGCGGCAGCCGGAGCGCCCCGAGAGAACGCUCCACCGCGGGGUCCAGGUGCAGUUAGCGUGCUUAGCCCGCAUCGCGCGGUCGCGGGAGAGCGGGAAGCGGCAAGCAGGGAGCGGGACGGCGGCGAGGCGCUCGCGGGCCCCUCCUGCUGCCCGCGCCCGGCGAGCUCAUGGCGGCCAUCCGCAAGAAGCUGGUGGUGGUGGGCGACGGCGCGUGCGGCAAGACGUGCCUGCUGAUCGUGUUCAGUAAGGACGAGUUCCCCGAAGUGUACGUGCCCACCGUGUUCGAGAACUAUGUGGCGGACAUCGAGGUGGACGGCAAGCAGGUGGAGCUGGCGCUGUGGGACACGGCGGGCCAGGAGGACUACGAUCGUUUACGGCCGCUCUCCUACCCGGACACCGACGUCAUCCUUAUGUGCUUCUCGGUAGACAGCCCGGACUCUCUCGAGAACAUCCCCGAGAAGUGGGUGCCCGAGGUAAAGCACUUCUGCCCCAAUGUGCCCAUCAUCUUGGUGGCCAACAAAAAAGACCUGCGCAGCGAUGAGCAUGUCCGCACGGAGCUGGCCCGCAUGAAGCAGGAGCCAGUGCGCACGGAUGACGGCCGCGCCAUGGCGGUGCGCAUCCAAGCCUAUGACUACCUCGAGUGCUCGGCCAAGACCAAGGAGGGCGUGCGCGAGGUUUUCGAGACGGCCACGCGCGCCGCGCUGCAGAAGCGCUACGGAUCCCAGAAUGGCUGCAUCAACUGCUGCAAGGUGCUAUGAGGGCCGCGCCCUGCCUCACGCCCUUGCCAGCGUGGCUCCCCCUCCUUGGCCCGGUCGCCCACUAACCCGGAGAAAGGGAGACCCCUGCCCCCGAGGACACCACCAGACUGCCUGACAUCUGCUGGUGGCUCUGGCUGGUCACGCUGAAAAUUAGCGUGGGCACCGAGCUCCCCCCUUCCCAGUGUCUGUGUGUGUCCAGCUGUGUGGCACAGGCCUGGGCGCCCUGCUGAGUGCCAAGGGGUUCCUGAGCGUCCUUUUCUAAAGAGCCAGGCCUCGAAGUGUGGUUGUGUGUGUGUACGACUCCCUACACCCCUACCCCACUCCUGCCCCACCCCCGCCUCUGGUUUCCCCAGGGGCACGCAGAGUGGUUGAGCCCCAGCAGAUGUUCGCUUGUAACCAGCAAGCCACUACUGUUGCUCCAUGUCUGUAACAUAGACCCCCUGGAAUCACGGGAGGGGAGGGCUGGGGAGGAUGGGGAUGUUACAUAAAUACAGAUUUUAUUUUCGGAGGCAGAAUGGUAUUGUUUAGUGGUGAGUGGUGUGACCAGGGCCCAUGAGCAACUCUUCCCAGGCUGGGUCAGGAGCCCACCCAUCCAAGCAUGAACUGGACUCGGCCAUCUUUCCACACCCUGGGGAAGACAUUUGCAACUGACUUGGGGUUGAGAGGAAGCAGCUCCCAGACACAGUGUCUCCUGGGCCAAGCCCCAGCGAACCUCCUUUCCAGCCACCUGCAGAGGAUCCAGGGUGUGCUGUGGGGUCACUUUUGCCAUAAGCGAACUUUGUGCCUGUCCUACAAGUGAACAUUGUUCAGUCCGAGAGACUAUUGUUGCUGAAUUUAUUUAAAGGCUGAAGCUUUUUUUGUUGUUGAUGAAAGAAUUCUUUGCACAAUUGUCCCAUUGUUUGACACCCAGUGCACUUGUCAUUUGCAUAAGGCAGCAUUCUGACCACACUUGUAUGCUGUAACCUCAUCUACUUCUGAUGUUUUUUUUUUUUAAACAAACUAUGAUGACUUUAAGGAGAUUACAAAAAAGAUUCUAAUUUUUGCUUUGUUUUCUUGAAAAAAGUGUCAACCAUGUGACUUUUUAAAAAUUUGUGUAGCAUACGCACAGUUUUGGUAAAGGAAGGCAACACGUAUUGGGGUCUAUUUAAACCUCCCUCCCUCCCCCCACAAGACAAGUCUCUUCAUCUAUGUGAAAUUUUCUGUACAUUCUCUGUGCAGAGCAAAGCUUCCUCUUCCUUAUUCCCUCUUUUCCCAGCCCAGUGGUACUUCUACUAAAUUGUCUUGUUUUGUUUUUGUUUUAUUUUUUUUUAAAAUAAACUGACAGAUGACAAAGUGGUGAGCUUAUGAUGUUUACAUAAAAGUUCUAUAAGCUGUGUAUACAGUUUUUUAUGUAAAAUAUUAAAAGACUAUGAUGAUGACAUUUA
This is a messenger RNA of Rattus rattus (black rat), 2400 nucleotides long. RefSeq names its product ras homolog family member B (gene Rhob). The record is from RefSeq and is a predicted model, not a curated record. Gene Ontology annotation, molecular function: GTPase activity; GTP binding. Lineage: Eukaryota; Metazoa; Chordata; Mammalia; Rodentia; Muridae. The transcript has a single exon. Bases 386 to 976 code for a protein of 196 amino acids. Gene Ontology annotation, biological process: small GTPase-mediated signal transduction.